This is a messenger RNA of Haliotis rubra (blacklip abalone), 2590 nucleotides long. RefSeq lists its product as uncharacterized. The transcript is spliced from 6 exons. NCBI's taxonomy places the organism in Eukaryota, Metazoa, Mollusca, Gastropoda, Lepetellida, Haliotidae. The record is from RefSeq and is a predicted model, not a curated record. Bases 106 to 723 code for a protein of 205 amino acids.
ACAUGCUAUGUGAAAGGCGCGGCGUAUAACACCGAAGGCCUAGCGUUUCUUAACGCUGUCACAUUGUUGAGUACAGGAACAUAUAGAGUCACAGCUACCUCCAUCAUGUCGUCUGGGCUGAGGAUAGGACACGGGAUUGUCUCGGGACUCUCCAUUAUCUCGGGUCUCUCCAUGGUGCUCAUUAUAUACUUCCUCAACGAGCUGAUAGAGCGGGCCAACUACGAGGCCAGGGAACAUAAAGUCACCCCCUACAGUUUCAAUGGGUAUGCCCCGUAUGCCGCGGCCGACUCGCCUGUCUACAUCGUUGGCGUGGUGUACAUUAUUUGCGGCGUGAUCGGUGUCAUAGCAACAUUCAUAAAUGGGAAGACGUUUUAUAAGGUUGAGGUGAUAGUAUGUGUCGUCACGCUGCUCAUCAUGGCGGGAAUAUUAAUCGUCAGUAUGAUGGUCAUUGGCGCAUUCUCACCAAUCAACAUGAGCUUCUGUCAAAGCUUUGGCCGCUCUUGUGUAUGCAGCCAAAUUAUUCCCAACAACUGGCACUUUCCCUGCGAGGAACUGAACACGUUGUACGACAUGGCUGUGGGUAUCGUGGCUAUGAAUAUUCUCGGUUUGGUCUGUACCUUGGCCGCUGCCGUCAUCAGUGGCUUGGGAGGCUUUGGGAAAAAGGAGGCUGCGGAGUCUUCAGAUAUGCCGAUGAGGUCAAGGGACAGAACGAACAAAAUAUAAUAUGCGUCACCUUGACAACGGUCAUACAGUUGCAGUGUCACCUUGACAACAACCAUACAGUUGGAGUGUCACCUUGACAACAAUCAUACAGUUGGAGUGCCACCUUGACAACAAUCAUACAGUUGGAGUGUCACCUUGAUAACAAUUAUACACUUGGAGUGUCACCUUGGCAACAAUCAUAUAGUUGCAGUGUCACUUUGACAACAGUAAUACUGUUAUUUGGUCGAAAGGUGAAAGUUUGUAAACGAUAUUUACAAAACCAAUGUUUGAUGACACCCUGCGGCCCCAUCACUAACAAGUUGAGACACCAUGGAACUUACAUUGUCCACGACUUCUACAACGACCUGCUGCUGUUACAUGGCACGUACAACUUGACACUUGCUCUCUUUUUAGUGACAAAACUGAAGACAUGAACCAAUACAUGAUGCAAAUACUGCAUGUGUAUUUGCAUCAUGUAUUGGAUCAUGUCUUCUAUUCUGUCACUAAAGGGAGAGAGUAUUUACAUACAGUAUGUCUUCUAUUUUGUUUUUCUAUAUAUAUAUAUAUAUGUUUCUAAAAUGCUUCGCGAAAACACAAUAGUUCCGGUCAAAACUGUAUUACACUACCAUGGAGGUAGAACACACGUUAUUUUACCUGUAUUUUUAUAUGUUAUAUUGUAAUACUUCCUAGUGCUCGUGGCCACUCAAUGGAACCAUGCCUGAUUGUUUUUAUACUUUUAUAUCGUAAGGAAUUUCUCUGGAUUGAACUGCGUGUGUCAGCUGAAUGGACUGGGACAGUGGAGCUACGAUUGCCACGCCCAACAUCAAAGGUUGAUUCCCCAAAUGGGUACACCGCGGACCUUAAAUAACGUCUCCCGCUAUUAUAAGGUUGGAAUGUUGCUUAAAACAUCUUAAAACUCACCUCACAGACGCCUUCAUACAAACUAGGUUAUAAUGUUGUAUAUUUCAAAAUACAGUACAUCGUUAGAUCUGAGCACAAUUCCUAUCAGUACACGAGAUGGGAGAAGUGGAGUGACAUUUUAUACAUGGACUUUCCUUACAAUAUAUGAGAAUCUGAAUAUAUGUGACCCAACAAAUAUAUCUUGUUUUGGAAUAUCUAGAACUGACAACUGAUUAGGCAAGCAUACACAGCGAGAGUAGUGUCUUGAAAUCUACCAUCCCCUUUACCCCAACAAACAAUCUUUUUGUAUUUUUGUACAUAGAGACAUAGAGUUGUUACAAUGAAUGCAUAAUAGUGUAUCAUGAUAUGAUCAUCCAGUCACGAGAACACCCCGUGCUACCCACAACUUAUCGUGUAGCCCCAACACCAACCUGAUGAGUACUUGUUUGUGCGGGAAGAGGCGACCACAUGGAACAGACUCGGACUGGGUUAACUGCUGCAUGUUCUCGUCUAUAUAGUAUUGUGUAGAUUGAUGCUCGUGUUGCCAAUCACUCGAAUGUCUGGUCUAGACUCGAUACCUUUAUGACUACCGUCACAUCUGGAACAGUCCUAAAUGCGACAAUAAGCAAUAAACUACCGAUUUCACUUAUUUAAUCCCCAAAGAAUCUAUUCAAUUCCAUUGUAAACUCAGUCCUGAUCCACGUAUCAACCACCCAGUGAGGAUAUAAACAGUUUUGUGAAAUAGUAUUAUUAUGGAGUACAGCUGUUCAUGUUUAUAACAGAUCAAUAUGUGUUUGUUGCUUAACGCCGCAUCCAGUACAACCCCAGUUGGCAGCUUGUAUCGUAGAAAAGGCAGUGAGUCACUACACUAAUGUUAGACCGUCCAGGUGUGGAUGGAUUUAUAUAUGGUGCUACUUGUUGAUACGUUCGUGUGUAUUUGUAUUCCUGAUUCAUGUAAACUGUUGAAGCAAUAAAUACACAAAUAGAA